Saprolegnia diclina VS20 is the source of this 884-nucleotide messenger RNA. RefSeq lists its product as hypothetical. Gene Ontology annotation, molecular function: guanidinoacetate N-methyltransferase activity. Gene Ontology annotation, cellular component: nucleus; cytoplasm. Bases 7 to 870 code for a protein of 287 amino acids. Gene Ontology annotation, biological process: creatine biosynthetic process. The transcript has 5 exons. NCBI's taxonomy places the organism in Eukaryota, Oomycota, Saprolegniomycetes, Saprolegniales, Saprolegniaceae. The record is from RefSeq and is a predicted model, not a curated record.
AUUGCGAUGGACGAGGCGAACGUGUACACGCGGGACGAGACCGACGCCGACGUGCUCCUGAGCUCCGUGGGCCAGCAGGUCAUGAUGGCCUGGGAGAGAGACUACAUGGAGCAGUGCGUCGAGCGCCUCGCCAUCACGCCGGCAAGCGACGUCCUCGAGAUCGGCUUUGGCCUCGGCUACUCGGCCACCAAGAUCAUGACGUACUCGCCCAAGACGUAUACGAUCAUUGAAUGCGACCCGGUCGUCAUCGCCCGCAUCAAAGCAUGGGCGACAAGCUACAGCAACGUGCGCAUCGUGCAUGGCGCGUGGCAGACACAGCUACCUGCGUUGCCAGCCUUCGAUUGCAUCUUCUUUGACGACUACCCACUGCCGCAAAACGAACGCGAUGAUGCCAACCACACAAUCUCACGCUGGUACGAGUUUUUGGACCUCGCGCUUAACUGGCACACCAAGCUUCAUGGCCGUAUCACGGGCUACCUCGCACGCCCUCUGAGCCUCGAGCGUCCCGGCUGCACCGUCUCGCUGCGGGCCGUGUCGGUCGACGUGCCUCCCCACUGCUCGUACUUUCCGUAUCAAGAGGCGCUGGUGCCGCUCAUUACGCGCUGCGAAGAGGUCUCUCCACAGAUUACGGCCUAUGGCCUCCCGACACGCAGCGGCGUCGGUCCCGUGGCCGUCGCACACCCCAAGCUCAUUGCACUGCGUCGUCAGCUCGAUGCUCAAAAGCACAAGGAAGCGACCUCCUCCAGCGCACCGCCCGAGGUCCCCAUCAUGCCGACCCCCCGUUCGCGUGCUGAUACAUUGCGGGCCCUGCGGGAGGCCAAAGCUCGAAAGAACGCCACAUCGAGUGCAUUCGCCGCUAACUCGGGUUAAACUUGACGUAGACG